UGGCACGACUCCGCCGAGGCCUUGUGGCUGCUUUGACGCCAGCAGCAGCAACAACAGCAGCAGCAGCAGCAGCAGCCCCUCCUCCUUCUCUCUGGCUUAGUGUUAAGCACCAGCAGCAGCCGCUUCCGCAGUCUGAAUCGCCACCCAUCAUGUUUUAUUUCCACUGCCCCCCGCAACUCGAGGGUGCCACGCCCUUUGGAGGCCCUUCCACGGCGGACUUCGACGACGGCUUCUUGCGCCGGAAGCAGCGACGAAAUCGAACCACCUUCACCUUGCAGCAGCUGGAAGCUCUGGAGGCCGUUUUCGCUCAGACCCACUACCCAGACGUGUUCACAAGAGAAGAGCUGGCCAUGAAGAUCAACCUCACUGAAGCUCGGGUCCAGGUCUGGUUCCAGAAUAGAAGAGCUAAAUGGAGGAAAACAGAGAGAGGUGCUUCUGACCAGGAAGGGUCUAAGGAGACAAUGGCUGAAGUGACACCUCCAGGAAGGAAUUUAAACUCCCCCUCCCCAGUUGACCAAACAAGGAAUAAGAAGGAGAGUCUGGAGAUUCAACAGAGCCUCAGCAGAACAGUUGGCCCUUCUGGCCCCUUUUUCCCCUCCUGUCUACCAGGAACUCUCCUCAACACAGCCACCUAUGCCCAGGCUUUAUCACAAGUUGCAUCCCUCAAAGGUAGCCCACUGUGCUCUUGCUGUGUUCCUGACCACAUGGGCCUCUCCUUCCUCCCCACAUACGGCUGCCAGAGUAAUCGUACGGCAAGUGUGGCAGCUCUGCGCAUGAAAGCACGGGAGCACUCUGAGGCUGUGCUGCAGUCAGCUAACCUCCUGGCCUCUGUCAGCCCCACCCCCACUGGAGGGGCCAAGCCUGGCCCAGAGAAUGCCUUGGACAACAAACCUCCCUUGACCAUGGAACAGAAUGAAAGCGAGAAGAAUGUUUGAAACCCUACCUGCCACAUCACAAUGAACUCAAACACCCCAAGAAAGCAAAUCCACCCCAACAGAGCACCUCUACAACAAUCUGGAUUAUUUUGUAACUGGGAGAAGCCUUGGUAGUUGCCCUCCACUAACCCACCAAGCUACAAACACUAGCUUUCU
Hemicordylus capensis (graceful crag lizard) is the source of this 1091-nucleotide messenger RNA. RefSeq names its product dorsal root ganglia homeobox (gene DRGX). Bases 150 to 935 code for a protein of 261 amino acids. Gene Ontology annotation, molecular function: RNA polymerase II transcription regulatory region sequence-specific DNA binding; DNA-binding transcription factor activity, RNA polymerase II-specific. The record is from RefSeq and is a predicted model, not a curated record. NCBI's taxonomy places the organism in Eukaryota, Metazoa, Chordata, Lepidosauria, Squamata, Cordylidae. The transcript has 7 exons. Gene Ontology annotation, biological process: regulation of transcription by RNA polymerase II.